UUCUUAUCGUAACGUCUAUGGAUAGACUGUCGUCAGAUUUUAGUUCCCUUUCUACUUUCUAUCGUUGCGCACUCUAUGCUGUCGAUUCACCAAAAAAUUAAAACAUGGCUGCGAAUUGCAUUUGCGUUGAUUUGUAGAUCCGUCAAAUAAUAAAGUUUAUGGUGGUAAAUUGUGAUGUUUUAAACUGGAUAAUUUGAAGUUAGAGUUCAAGUGCAGUUGAAGUGUACUUAAUUAUUUGUUUGUACAUCAAUUAAUUUGUUAAAUUUCUAUUUUCUUGGACUCAGCACAAAAUGGCGGCUUAUCAUAUUCUUUAAUGAUAGGUUUUUAACUCAACUUUACUUUUCAUAGUUUUAUUUGAACUAUUUACCAAUUUUAACGUUAUGAUAACAUCAGGGGAUGUUUAUAUUAUUUAUAUAAUUAGUUUCAUAGGGGAUAUUUUACUGUGAGAUACUAAAAACUAAAUAAUUCCAGCUGGAAAAUGCAAGAGAUGGGAGGAGGAGGUUCAGACUCCGAUAAUUCAGCAUCUGGAUCAGAAAAUGACAGUAAAAGUGACACAUCAAGUAAUAAUUCAGGCAGUGGCUCUGGUAGUUCAUCCUCAGAUGGUUCUGAUAGUGGGGGAGAAAAUAUAGAAAAUGGAUCAACUAAUAAAAGUGAUGAAGAAACAAAAAAUGACAACAUACAAGAUGGUCAACAAACUUCAAAUUCAGCUAGUCCUGAUACAUCGGGCAAACUUGAUAGUUCGAAAGAGUCAGAGACAGAUCCAUACAAUACCAGGCGAUCUAUUAGAACUCGACGCGAACCAGAGAGGCUUCAAAGUAGGGACAGUGACAGAACUACAAGUGGGUCUAAAAGUGAAGAAUGGAAAUAUAAUGAUGUAAGUUCUUCAGAAUCUGAAGAUGCCAAAGAGCGUCCUCCGCCUAGUAAACGGGUUGGAGCUAGGGCGCGCACGACUGUGAUAAAAAAGAAAAAAAUCAAGAAAAAGCGUAGUCAAUAUAGUACAGAAGAUGAAAGUAGUGAUGAUGAGACAGAUGAAGAACAUAGACGAGCUGUGUCUCGAAGAAAUGCAGCUACUGUUAGCUACAAGGAAGAUAGUGAAGAAAAGACAGAUUCCGAAGAUUUAUUAGAAGUCGACAAUAAUGAAGUAGUAGAACCAGUUCCGGAAGAAAAAUGUGAGACUAUUGAAAAAAUUUUAGCAUCAAGGAGAGGAAAGAUAGGGGUAACUGGUAAUAUCACAACAUGUUACUAUGUUGAAGAAAAUGGCGAUCCUAAUGAAGGUGUUGAUGAAAAUGAUAGAGAAAAUACAGAAGAUCAAUAUUUAAUUAAAUGGAAAGAUUGGGCUCAUAUUCAUAAUACUUGGGAAUCCGACAAAAGUCUUCGCGAACAAAAAGUGAAGGGCAUGAAAAAGUUGGAGAACUAUAUCAAAAAACAAGUUGAGAUUCAACAGUGGAUAAAGUAUUCAACGCCCGAAGAUAUAGAAUAUUAUGAAUGCCAGAUGGAAUUAUCCCAAGAUUUGCUUAAAAGUUAUAAUGAAGUGGAAAGAAUAAUAGCCAAAUACAAUAAACCUGAUGGAGGUACAGAUUACUUCAUAAAAUGGCAAAGUCUUCCAUAUGCUGAAUCAACUUGGGAGGAUUCAGCACUGAUUCAACGAAAAUGGCCUGAUAAAAUCAGUGAAUAUGAAAUGAGAGAAAAAUCUGUCAUGACCCCAACAAGACAUUGUAAAGUACUUAAAUACAGACCCAAGUUUCAUGAAAUCAAAACGCAGCCAGAGUACAUGACUGGUAGAGACAAAAGUCUGGUGUUGAGGGACUACCAAAUACAUGGGCUGAACUGGAUGAUACACUCUUGGACCAAAGAUAACUCUGUUAUAUUAGCCGAUGAGAUGGGACUUGGUAAAACUAUUCAGACAAUUUGCUUUCUGUAUUAUCUCUUCAAUACGCAACACCUGUAUGGACCGUUUUUGUGCGUUGUUCCCCUUUCUACUAUGACGUCAUGGCAGCGAGAGUUCACCCAAUGGGCUCCUGAUAUGAACUUUGUGACAUACUUGGGAGAUGUACAGUCCAGAGACACUAUUCGUCAGUAUGAAUGGUGGUUUGAAGGAUCCAAAAGAUUGAAAUUCAAUGCAAUUCUUACGACAUAUGAAAUAGUUCUCAAGGAUAAGGCGUUUUUAGGUAGUUUAAGUUGGGCUGCUUUAUUAGUUGAUGAAGCCCAUAGAUUGAAGAAUGAUGACUCUUUGUUGUAUAAAGCUUUAAUGGAAUUCGACACAAAUCAUAGGCUGCUAAUUACAGGUACCCCAUUACAGAAUAGUCUCAAAGAACUAUGGGCACUUCUCCAUUUCAUUAUGCCUCAAAAAUUUGAGACUUGGGAAGAAUUCGAGAAAGAACAUGAACAUGCAUCUACCAAAGGUUAUAAUAAACUUCACAAACAACUAGAACCAUGCAUUUUAAGGCGAGUGAAGAAAGAUGUAGAAAAAUCACUACCAGCAAAAGUGGAACAAAUUUUAAGAGUUGAAAUGACUUCUAUUCAAAAACAAUAUUACAAAUGGAUCCUAACAAAAAAUUACAACGCUCUGAGGAGAGGUGUAAAAGGAUCAACAACAACAUUUCUAAAUAUUGUGAUUGAAUUGAAAAAAUGCUGCAAUCAUUCAUCCCUCAUCAAACCACCAGAAACGGAAACGCAGAAUGCUCAACAAGAUCAACUCCAACAACUACUUAGGGGCUCUGGUAAACUUGUACUUUUAGAUAAAUUAUUGAUUAGACUACGAGGUACAGGUCAUAGGGUUCUAAUAUUCUCCCAGAUGGUUAGAAUGUUGGAUAUUCUUGCUGAAUAUUUACAGCUGAGACAUUUUCCAUUUCAAAGAUUGGAUGGUGGGAUCAAAGGAGAACUAAGAAGGCAAGCUUUGGAUCAUUUCAAUGCAGAAGGGUCACCCGAUUUUUGUUUCCUUCUAUCAACUCGUGCUGGUGGGUUGGGUAUUAAUUUAGCUACUGCUGAUACUGUGAUAAUUUUUGAUUCUGAUUGGAACCCUCAAAAUGAUCUUCAAGCACAAGCAAGGGCUCAUCGAAUAGGACAGAAGAAUCAAGUUAAUAUAUAUAGGUUAGUAACUGCAAGAUCCGUAGAAGAGGAAAUUGUAGAACGUGCAAAGCAAAAGAUGGUUCUGGACCAUCUUGUAAUUCAGAGAAUGGAUACUACUGGAAGAACUGUUUUGGAUAAAAAAGGUUCAUCUAAUAAUAAUCCAUUCAAUAAAGAGGACUUGACUGCAAUUUUGAAAUUCGGUGCAGAAGAAUUGUUUAAAGAUGAGGAUGAAGACGAAGAACCUAUCUGUGAUAUUGAUGAAAUUCUUCGUCGAGCUGAAACUAGAGAUGAAGCCCCAUCUAUGGUAGGAGAUGAACUACUGUCUGCCUUCAAGGUGGCUAGUUUUGCAGCAUUCGACGAAGACGCCGAGCCCUCCCCAAUCAAUAAUGUUAAUGAUGAUGAAAGUAAAGACUGGGAUGAAAUUAUACCAGAAAAACUUCGAAUUAAAGUUGAAGAAGAAGAAAAGAAUAAAGAAAUGGAAGAUUUAUAUCUACCACCAAGAAGCAGAAAAACUUUACAACAAAUUAACCAAUCAGAAAGUGAUGGAGAAGAAGGAAAAGGAAAGAGGGGGAUUAAAAAAGAAGGAGAUGAAUCUGCAGGGUCUAGUGGUGCAGAAGAUGAUUCUGAUGAAGAAAGACCUAAAAAACGUGGAAGGCCUCCUGCUAGUACAAGAGAAAAAAUUAAGAACUUUACUGAUGCUGAGAUUCGAAGGUUUAUCAAAAGCUAUAAAAAAUUCUCUGCUCCUUUGAAGCGACUGGAGUGUGUGGCAUGUGAUGCAGAAUUACAAGAAAAGCCAUUGCAGGAACUGAAAAAAUUGGGAGAACUACUGCAUGAAAGAUGUCGAGCAUUUAUGAAUGAGCAAGCUAAAGAAAAUACAGAUUCAAAUAGUCAAGAAGAACCCAAAGGCCGCAAGCGAGGUCCAUCAUUUAAACUAGGAGGUGUCUCAGUUAAUGCUAAAACUAUGAUGGCAUGUGAAGAAGAGCUGGAACCACUUGAUGAAGUAAUUCCAUCAGAUCCAGAUAAACGGUUAAGGUGGACAUUUGACGAAAAAACCAAAUCUGCCCAUUUUGAUGUUGAGUGGGGUAUGGAAGAAGACACAAAAUUGUUGAAAGGUAUUUAUCAGUAUGGCCUCGGAUCAUGGGAGCAGAUUAAGUUGGAUCCUUUGCUAGGAAUUGGUGAUAAAAUAUUUCUAAAUAAUGAAGAGAAAAAACCUCAAGCAAAGCAUCUUCAAUCUAGAGCUGAGUAUUUAUUGAAAAUUAUGAAGAAACAGCUAGAUUUGAAGAAGGGUGUACAAAAACCAAAAAGACAAAGGAAAAAGGAAACUAAGGUUCUCACUAAAGAAUUAAUAGAAGGUGAAGAAAGUUCUAAUGAUGGCUGUUCAGUACCUUCAGCUGCUCCAAUAUUACAAACAUCUCCAAUUAUAAAAAAGGUGAAGAGAGAACUUAAAAAAGAAGAUAAAGAAGAUAUACUCGACAAAAAAGAUAAAAAGAAAGAGAGGAAACGAGAAAAGAAAUCUUCUGGACCCAUGCACUUUUCGACCAACGAAACAGUUGCAUUAAAUGUUUUAGGCGAUUUAGAUCCCACCAUUUUUAAUGAAUGUAAGGAAAAAAUGAGACCGGUCAAAAAAGCAUUAAAAGCAUUGGAUAAUCCUGAUCAGUCAUUAUCUGAAGCUGAACAAGUGCAACAUACUAGAGACUGCCUACUGCAAAUUGGGGAACAAAUCAAUACAUCCCUCAUGAAGUAUAGUGAUCCUGAAAAAAUAAAGGAAUGGAGAAGCAAUUUAUGGUACUUUGUAUCUAAAUUUACUGAAUACGAUGCUAAAAAGUUGUACAAGUUGUAUAAGAAAGCAUGUAAAAAAACUGAGAAAAUAGAGUCGAAGAAAGAAUUGAAGAGUGAGAAAAAAGCAGAGCGAAAAGAAAGAGGGGAAGUCGCUACAACUAGUAACGAUAAAGUUAAAUCGAUCAAAUUAACUAAGAGUGAUAAAGGAGAAAUGAAGAUUUAUAAAAGGAAGCAUGAAAGUGAUGCGGAAGAAGUACAGAAGAAGAAUCAUUCUGAGAAGAAAGAUAAAGAACGGAAGAGGGUUAGAGAAGAAACAAGCGAGGAUGAUGGUGAAUAUCGUUUUAACAGACACAGAAAACCAUACAGGCACGAACAUGCAUAUGCUGAUGAAAGGUGGAAUCAACAACGAGAGAGAUUUCCUGUUGAUCAUAACAGGCAGGACUAUCAUAGGCCACAAUUUCAUAGAGAUCGAGAAUACCCGCGUCCUGAGAAAAGAUCUCCAGACAAAAAUAGUGAGUGGAGACAAUUUCCUAGAGGUAGAGAAAUGAUGCCAUUAAUGGCUGGACAACCGCCUAUGAAUAUGGGAUACUAUCCAGGUUAUUCACAAGGACAAAUGUACCCUGGAGACCAACCGUUCCCUAGGGAUCGAUUUCCACUUGGAGAUUGGCGACCACCUGAUCGCAAUUAUAACAGAUAUGACAGACGUCAACAGUAGUUUACUUAAUCAAUAAGAAUCAUUCUGUUAACUCAAAUAAUGGUUUUUUUCUAUUUUUUUUUUGUUUCCUACGUUACCUUUGUUUACUAAGUAUAAAGUUAUAAUUUUGUUCCAUUUUCUGUCUUAUAUGUAAUUAAGAUGAUAAAAAAACUACUGCUGCACAUAAAUGUUUUGAAAUAAUUUAUUGUGUAACAAACUUAUCGAUUGUGUAAUAUGAAAAUACUUUGUCAAUUAUUGUAUACCCAAACUUAUUGUGGAAUAUGAAUAUAGUAUUUUUUUAAGUAUACACUCGUGAUGUUCCGAGAGUAAGAAAAAUCCCUUUAAGUAUUAAUUGAAAAAUAAACAGAUUCGGAGGUCUAGAUAUUUUUGUUACUGUUGCCAAAUGAAAAGUGCAAUUACUUUGACAACCACCGGUUUAAAAUUAUAUCUUGGAGCGGUUAAAAUUCAGGCUGGUGGAUUUAUUUAAUAAAUUUCAAAGCAGAUCAAUUAGUAAUUAUAAAAUUAUUGAAAAUUCGACAUUACCACUAUCUUACAAAGAUAUUUCAAAAUACCCGUAACGUUUUCCAUUGAGUAAUAAGUAAUGGUGAUUGUAGAUUUCUCCUCGGACUAAUUAAAAAAAUUCUAUAUUUGAACCAGAAUCAACUUUCCAAGGUGGCAAUAUUUUUUAUUGUACAAUUUCAGUAGUUUGUUUUUGAAUUUGGAGUUGACAUGAAUUGAUCAAAUGUGCAUGUUGAAAUGUACGUUUAUGUAUUUAGUAGUAACUUUGGGAAGUUAUUGAGAGAAUUUUUUUAUUUGAAUGUAUUUAUUUUAGCUCUUAAUUCUUUUUCACUCAAUAAUUUUUCAAAAGAAUGCAUUUUCAUUACCAAAUCUUUUAUAAUUAAUUGUACAUUUUUAAUUAAUCGAGGUGGCCUCCAUGUAUAUUUGAAGAAUAUAUUGUAGGCCGUUGUCUCACAGUGUAAAAAAUAAUGUACAUACAGAUAGAUAAAUAUGUUUUGAUAUAAUUUGUUCAUGUUAAUUUGAAUAAAUUCCUAGUUUCCUCUAAA
Molecule: messenger RNA, 6606 nt
Organism: Diorhabda carinulata
Lineage: Eukaryota; Metazoa; Arthropoda; Insecta; Coleoptera; Chrysomelidae
Gene: Chd1
Product: chromodomain-helicase-DNA-binding protein 1
Exons: 18
Coding region: 479-5563 (1694 amino acids)
Biological process (GO): regulation of transcription by RNA polymerase II; nucleosome organization
Cellular component (GO): chromatin; nucleus
Molecular function (GO): ATP hydrolysis activity; histone binding; ATP-dependent chromatin remodeler activity
Source: RefSeq, a predicted model, not a curated record